Messenger RNA from Penicillium cinerascens, 234 nucleotides. RefSeq lists its product as uncharacterized. NCBI's taxonomy places the organism in Eukaryota, Fungi, Ascomycota, Eurotiomycetes, Eurotiales, Aspergillaceae. The record is from RefSeq and is a predicted model, not a curated record. The coding region runs from base 1 to 234 and encodes 77 amino acids. The transcript has a single exon.
AUGGCCGUGGCAGGACAACGCAUGUGGACCACGGUAUCUCAGCCGACCCUAUGUAACAAAGAUCCAUCAAGGGAGGAAGGGCAAAUCAACGACAUCGGAGAUGUCCAGACUUCCAAAGAGACCCGCCGACCCACCCAUAUGCGGCAGCCGGAGAUGCGGGGAGGCAAUGACGCCGUGCAGGUAACGCGAGGAGUCCAGAUGCGGGAGAACACGACGCCAACCGAAUCGGAUUGA